Molecule: messenger RNA, 6828 nt
Organism: Seriola aureovittata
Lineage: Eukaryota; Metazoa; Chordata; Actinopteri; Carangiformes; Carangidae
Gene: kdrl
Product: kinase insert domain receptor like
Exons: 30
Coding region: 802-4749 (1315 amino acids)
Biological process (GO): protein phosphorylation; positive regulation of kinase activity; cell surface receptor protein tyrosine kinase signaling pathway
Cellular component (GO): signaling receptor complex
Molecular function (GO): ATP binding; transmembrane receptor protein tyrosine kinase activity
Source: RefSeq, a predicted model, not a curated record
AAUCAGUGAGGUAAUUUUGAUAUUAACCAGCCUUGCUACAGUGCUGUAAUACAUAUGUGAGUGGAGUUUUCCACUAGAAGUAAAUAUACAAAUUAAUGUGAUUUCUAUUGCAUACUUUCAUAUUUAAUGGUUUUACUGUAACAUUCCUGCACCGUUUCUAGUAGUUACUCAUUUUGUUGACCUGACAUAAAAUGUGUUGCAUGAUUGUUAUGGAUCUCCUCUUCGGUAGUCUGAAAAGAGACGUUGUCCCCCCCAAAAAGUGACGUUGCAUCCUUCCUCUGUGUCUCCAUAAAACGUGCCUCACGCAUGGACUGUAAGUGCUGAGGCGAAAGGGAGGAGAAGUUGUCCAAGGCGCGCAUGUUAGGCAGGAGCUGAUUGAUCUAGCCUUUGUGGGCCAUACCGGACAACUGUGAGAGACUGAAAAUACCACUCACCCAACUUUUGUUUUUCACCAUCCCUUAUAUUUCAUUCAUCUAACAUUUUUUUUGUUCGAGAGCACCUGCCCGGAGCUUACAGCGGUUCAUCCGGCUCCUCAUUGCGGGAUCGGGACUACCCAGCUGCGCAGGAGAGCUCCCCAGCAAAACGCGUCAUGGGAUACAGGAGAAUCACUGCCGGUUUUUGUAUGUACACCUGAGGGGUUUGUGGAUUUACAACACGGUUUUUAAAAUAGACAACAAGACUCUUUGAUUUACUGGCUUGAAGAAGAAACUUUUGUCAGUCACCCGGAGUGAUAAGCCUCUGCCAGGGACUCUUAUUUUUUAUUCUAACACACGCUUUGGAUUUUGGCGAAGAGUUGGCAGGAUGGUCGCAUCCGACUGCUUCAAACUGGCCGUUCUCAUCUCGUGUUGUUUAUCACUCACAAAUGGGCAUUUCAAGAGAGAGGACUCGCCUAAGAUUCUGCCCUCUGAUAAUCCCCUCAUUCUUCAUGAGGGUGAUUCAUUACACCUCAUAUGCAGAGGUCACAGCCCAGUGCACUGGACACUUGCUGCGCCCCAACGAUCCAUUUCAUCAGAGGGGGUGAAGGUGCAGCAGUGUGGCAGACAUCACCCCCACUCAAACUGCAGCAAACUGACAAUCACACACUUGAGUGCCAACGACACAGGGAAAUACAACUGUAAAUACUCCAAAAAUGAUUCAGACAAUGGCACCUCGACCUAUGUCUAUGUCAAAGAUCCCGAGCAACCGUUUGUGGAGCCUUAUGGAACAGCUUUCAUGCUGGGUAUCUACAGGCAUGAGACAAGUCUUACAAUCCCCUGCCGGACGUCCUCUCCUGAUACAAAUGUAACGCUGAUAGGGCUCCCACCUUUAUCAGAUCAGAUUGCUAAGGAAAAGAUAUGGGAUCCAAAGGUGGGAUUCAAGAUUCCCUACGGUCCCUACACUACGUACAAUAUGUUCACCUGUAAAACCAUGGUCAACGGUCGUGAGUUCAAGUCAGUGUACAUCCCUAAUAGACUGACUCUUGCUCUUGAUAAUGUGAAAAUCACCCCAACCCGUGUCAGAGUGUUGGUUGGAGACACCCUCAUCCUUAAUUGUACUGGUGAGACCACCUAUAAUGGGAGAAUCAGCUUCACAUGGGAUUUUCCAAAGAUUAAAGAAAAUCGACAUUAUACAAACAAGACCAAAGGCGACACUGCUAGGGUCAUUGUAAUGAGCAACACUUUAGUGUUAUCAAACAUUACCAUAGAGGAUAAGGGGUGGUACCGCUGCAAAGCUGAGAUUGAACCUACAAAACACAGGAAUGCCACAGUAAGAGUCCAAGUCUAUGAGCAUCCAUUUCUCAAUGUCUCCUAUAAAAAUGAGCGGUCUAGUAUAUUGACUGUUAAAGAGGGUACAAAAAAGGUUGUGUUUGAGCCCAGGGUCAAUGCUUUGCCCCCAACAGACAUGUUAGCAUGGUAUAAAGAUGGGGUCGCUAUCAAGAAGAAUUCCACCUGUUACAACAUGUCAGUUUUCAGCUUGAUUAUCACUGAUGUGCAGCAGAAGCAUACUGGGGUCUUCACCAUAAGCCUGGGCAACCAAGUGAAGGGCCUGUACAAGAAUCUGAGCUACACUCUGCUAGUCAAAGUGAAGCCAACUAUUUCAGAGGCGGAGCUUGCCACGGUGGACGUGCAGCCCUACAUGUUUGGCAAACAGCACCAGCUAACCUGCACUGCUUAUGGGUUUCCCUUGCCAACCAUCACUUGGCUCUGGCAGCCGUGUCACUCAGACCCUACGUUUAAAAAAGGCAUUGCUUACCCUGAGCCAGUCCUGGUCAGCACUAAUGACAGGGGAAAUUACUCCCACAACUGGAUUAAGAGUAUAAGCACCAAGCCUGAACUGGUUAAAGGAAAAAAGAAGACUGUGAGUACCCUGGUGAUUGGAGAGGCUAGCGUGUCAGGAAAGUACUCCUGUGUGGCCCAGAAUGAGGAAGGCUUCAGCAACAUGACGAGACCUUUUUACGUUGAUGAUAACCCUGAGGAAAUUACCACUCAACCCCGGACAGCCAUCGAGGGGGAUCACGUCACUCUGAACUGUCGGGCAACUCGCUACCUCUACACAGACCUGCGUUGGUUGGAUUCCACGAAUCAAACGAUCACUUCUAAUGUGUCCAGUCUCCAGCUCAGCAACUACUCCAUUUCCAUUUCUCUCCAUCUGCAUAAUGUGUCCCAAAACAGCACUGCAGGGUACAAGUGCCAAGCAUACAAGCUCCAGCAGAGGGUUGAACUCAAGAGCGCUGCACUUAAGGUGGAUGCAAGAAAACGCCCCUGGCUGAGCCAAAACCUGACUAAUCAGGAUGUGAACAGUAGCAGCACCCUGAUGCUGGCUUGCUUUGCUCUGGGAGUUCCUCGUCCAAACAUCACGUGGUUCAAAAAUAACGUUCGAGUGGAAGAAGGCCCAGGUAUCACAAUGGGAGAGGACGGGGUUCUGACCAUUGAGAGGGUGAAGAAAGAUGAUGAGGGUCUGUAUGAGUGUCAAGCCAGAAAUGUUGAGGGCACCGCAGUAACAAGUGCUUUUGUUACUGUGCUUGGGGAUGAAGGGAAGCCAAACGUUGAGGUAAUAAUUCUGGUGUGCACGGGAGCUGCAGCCACAUUCCUCUGGCUCAUGCUUAUCCUCUUCAUCCGCAAGUUAAGGAAGCAACCGGCACAUUAUAAAAUGGGUCCAUCAAUCAUCAUUGACCCUGAUGAGUGUCCUCUCGAGGAGCAGAAUGAUCUCCUUCAGUAUGACAGCAGUAAAUGGGAGUUUCCCCGUGACCGCCUGCGACUAGGCAAAACUCUUGGCCACGGAGCUUUUGGAAAAGUGGUGGAGGCUUCUGCCUUUGGGAUCGACAAGCUUUCAACCUGCAAGACUGUUGCUGUCAAAAUGCUGAAAGGAGGUGCUACGUCAAAUGAGCGGAAAGCUCUGAUGUCAGAGUUAAAGAUCCUGAUCCACAUUGGCCAUCACCUGAACGUGGUCAACCUGCUGGGAGCCUGCACGAAGCCUGGAGGACCAUUGAUGAUGAUAGUGGAAUUCUGCAAGUAUGGUAACUUGUCCAACUAUUUGAGAAGCAAGAGAGAUGACUUUAUCGUGUACAAGCGCCAGGACGGUAAGGUGGUGUCAUCAGGAUCAUCCUGCGAGCUCAGUGAGCUGAUGAAGCGCCGCCUGGAGAGUGUGGCCAGCACCGGAAGCUCAGCCAGCUCUGGGUUCAUCGAAGAUAAGAGCUACUGCGACUCGGAGGAAGAGGAAGAAGAAUCUGAGGAUUUAUAUAAGAGAGUCCUGACAUUGGAGGAUUUAAUUUGCUACAGUUUCCAAGUCGCAAAAGGCAUGGAGUUCUUGGCUUCACGCAAGUGCAUCCAUCGUGAUCUGGCUGCACGAAACAUACUGCUUUCUGAGAAUAAUGUUGUGAAGAUUUGUGAUUUUGGACUUGCCAGAGACAUCUACAAAGACCCGGAUUAUGUGCGCAAAGGAGAUGCUAGGCUACCGCUCAAGUGGAUGGCACCUGAGGCCAUUUUUGACAAGAUCUACACAACUCAGAGUGACGUUUGGUCUUUUGGUGUUCUCAUGUGGGAGAUCUUCUCCCUGGGUGCCUCCCCGUACCCUGGGGUGCAAAUUGAUGAAGAAUUUUGCUGCAGGCUAAAAGAGGGGACAAGGAUGAGAGCACCAGAAUAUUCUUCCUCUGAAAUAUAUCAGACCAUGUUAGACUGCUGGCACGGGGAGCCACAGGAGCGACCUACCUUCACUGAGCUGGUGGAAAGGCUGGGAGACCUGCUUCAAGCCAGCGUGCAGCAGGAUGGGAAGCACUACAUACCCAUCAACACAGCCCUGCUGGCUAAGGUGGGAGACCCGUCCAACACAGUGCUGUCAGAGGAGACACCCACACAACCAACCUCCCACUGCGACUCAGGGAGCAACUGGAACAUCAAGAUCCGCCCUGCUAGUGUGAAAACCUUUGACGAUGUUACCAUGGAGAGCGGGACAGAAGAGAACCACGGGGACGGCCAGUCAGACAGCGGGAUGGGCCUCUCCUCUGACAACAUGAACACACUGAAGCGCCUCGAAUCGUUGGCAGGUCGACCUCUGAGCAUCAUGGCUCUAGCGAUGAAGGCAGUGAGUAAGAGUAAAGAGUCUGUGCUGUGUGACACAGAGAAGGAGAAGUACCCAACUACAGUUCCCUCUCUGGACUUCAGCCUGGACGACUCGGCCCUGGAUGACUCAGCUCUGGACGCUGGCCUGGAGUGUCACAGCCCCCCGCCGGACUACAACUAUGUGGUGCGCUACUCCACCCCACCUGUGUAACCUCCUGCUUUACCCCUGGAGAAUCUGACUUGGUAGCCUCAAGGCCUUUGCUUUGUUCUCCUCUGUUUUGACUCUUAUCUCUGGACUGUUCUGUAGCAACGUUUGAGAGGAAAACCCAUGAGAUUCCCUCUUAAACCGUUUAGAAAAAGACGCUCUGAAACAACUCAUGAUUCUACUCAACCAUAACCUCUGCAUCCUCUAACUUCCAGGGCGUCUGCUGUGCAACAAAAGAAAAACCUGUAGACUGUUGAUUCCUUUCCAGUUUUCAGACAGAUGUAAAUGCUGCUGGUCCGCUCCACAUUCACUGUGAUUUGUCAAACAGCUGAAAACAGGCUCAGGUAUUUCUUUGCUCUACUGUGAAAACAAACCACCAUGAUUCCAACUUUACCGCAGAUCUGUACUAACUACAGCCUUUUAUGAUAAAUGGAGAGGGGAUAGCUGAGGCUUUUCAAAUUAUACUGAGACUAUUUUUUUUUUUUCAAAAAAUUUGAAAAUAAUUUAGUUAGUAAAGGUAAAGUUCAGUUUUGCUCAAAGCAAAAAGCAGAUGAAAAACUCAAAUUAACUAUAAAUUGUGAAAAGUCUCUAAUUUGAAGUAUCAUAGCGCCUGUAAUUCCAUAAAAUUAUCAGUUCAAUUAUCUCAGGUUGAUCCAGAGUGGCAGAGGAGAGCAAGUGCUCUGUCAUGUACUGGUGGAUGUUUUUUAAGCUCUCCGGGUAAUGAAAAAUCACAGGUUAAUGGAGGAAACAGGGUAAAGCUGAGAGUAACACCAGACGGCUUAAGAUUUUACAUUUCAGCUUGACCAUGAAAGCAUUUAAAGGAAGAGUUACUCUAUAUUCAGUUUCCUCCAUCAGAUCCAGAUUUGUUAUUGAAGAAGCUUCAAUUUUUUUGUCUUUAAAUUUAAAAGAAAGUGAGAAGGAAACCAGAUUUGUUUAUUUUCUUGUGUAGAAAUUGAAUUAGAACAAGACCGAACGGUUUAUUCAGAAAGCACUAGUAAAAUAAAUUGUGUAUUUAUUUAGAUUGUAAAAACCUGGUGUCUCAGAUUUUAACCAAAGAACUUUCCAACUCAAGUUUCCUGAUAAUCAACACUUAAUAUCACAUUCCACACUUAAUUAAUUCCACACUUAAAAGCUGUUUGUGCUGCUGUAUUCACUGAUAGUAAAGUUGAGGGAAUCUGCCUCUGUAGAAACAUGUAUGUGGAUAUUCUCUAUCCUUCGUCUUGUGCUAAGUGUUAAUAAAGCUUGCAGGGCAGGCUACAAAAACUCUACGUGUGUGAAGUUAGCACCAGUCUGCUCUGGUUCACUGUUGUUAUAUUUUAACAUGUAAAAUCUCCGUGUUUUAACAGCAUUUUGGUCAGUUUAUUCAAGAUUCAGGAUGUGUUGAACAUAUUGUGGACCAAACCUUCAUUCAUGCUCAUGUGUUACUGUGCACACACCCUGUUGUAAUGUGGCUAGCUUGAGCUUAUUAAUGACUAAAGAACACAGUAUUUGUCAGUGAGUAAACUACAGUGUUAAAUGGAUAUUUUGAAUCCCAAAAUGACGUUUUAUUUGUGGACCAAUUGGUUUUGUUUAUGUGGGGAGGAAGUGAUUAUGCACUGAUACUUUAUAUCAAGUAUAAUUUUUGUAUUCUAAAGGUAUAUUAUUAUGAAACAGUGUUGAGGGUCACAUGUUACAAAGAUUUCUGAUUUUAUUUGUGUUUUAUUUAACUCUUAACUCUAGUACAUAGUAGGAAACUAAUGUUUGCAGUAUUUGUUGUAUUAAUUCUUGCCAUCCUAACAUCAUGUUCACUUUUUAUAACCUUGUCUUAAAUUUUGGUUCUAUUAUCUAAGUUACUGCUAUCACAAUAACAAUCAAAGAUUUCAGUCUGAAUGCAAAGAUUAAUUAUUAGUAUUUGGAUUUUAUUGCAUUCCUUCAUACAUCACUAUGAUCAAUGGUUCCUGCAGCAGGUCAACCCAUCAUCCUAGUUUUUCCUGUUUUGUUCAUGUAGUGUAACAAGUUAGCUUUAAUGAAAGUAAUGUUCCCCAACACUGUUAACUGAGCAUAUGAAGUAAAUAAAUGAAUAAAGAUCUAUAUAUUUAUACUUUA